AAUGUAAGUCACCAUUCAUUUAAACAUAUGUUUACUUAAUAUUUUUGAACGUGUGAUUGAGAGGAGAAACAGAGAUUCCUAAAAUAUAAUGUCGGGUACUGAUACUGAUGAAUUUAUGAGUGCCGAUGAAAAGGAAAAUUUAACAGAUGAUAAAGAAAAGGAAAUCAAUGAAAAGACACAUUUUACACCAAGUAACAUUGAAAAGAAAAUGAAUGAAAAGAAUAGUUCUAAUAUACCUUGUAAUUUAUCAGGAAAUUUAGAUAAAAGCAAGAAAAAAGCAGCUAAAUUGGAUGAAGGAGGAAUUGAAAAUAAAAACACUUCAAAUAAAAGACAUUUAAAGAAUAAAAAAUUUAACAAAAGCAAUAACAAUGAUACAGCUGAUAUAAUUGAUAUUUCAUCAAAUCAAGUAUCUAAAAAUGAUAAUAAUAUAGAUUCCAGUAGUAAUGAAAAUGUCAAAAAAUUAGAUUUUACCAAAGGAGAAGAAAUUAAUAAAAAUGAAAAAGCCUUGAAUGAAGGUAUAAAUAUGAAAGCCAAAUAUGAAAAGGUAACUAUUACUCAAAACAAAACUGAUCAUAUAAAUUCUACAGUUCCCGAAGAUAAUCAAUGCAUUUUAAAAGAUGAAGAAAAAGAUGUACCCACAGACAAAGGGAUAAAUGAUAGCCUUUCGAAUACAUUUGGCACUGAAACAUGCAAAUCUCAAGAGAAGAAAAAUUUAAUAGAAACCAAUCAAAACCUCUCAUCUGGAGGAGAUUCAUUUUUCAGUAUGUUCUCAGAGAUUUCAAAUCUGACUAAUCAUCUAUCCAAAAAUAUUAAUACAAUAUUAGAAUCUGUGGAGAAGACUAUGUCUAUUCCUUCACCAGAACUUCUAGCCCAAGAUUCAAAAAAUUUACCCAAUAUUGAUAAACCAGCGCAAGCGCAAACCAAGAAAGAAGCAACUUACUCGCUUCAAGAUAAACUAGCGCAAGCGCAGACCAAGAAAGAAGCAACUUACUCGCUUCAAGAUAAACCAGCACAAGUGCAGACCAAGAAAGAAGCAACUUAUACGCCCAGCUUCAUAUCAAACAUGGGUAAAAGAGUAUUUUCGCAUGGGAUAGAUGCCUUAGAAAUGCUCGGAAAGAAAACUCUGGAAGCCCUGGACAACACCGAAUCGCCUCAAACGACGUCGUCAUCGUCAAAUUUUAACGAAAAGAUCAAAUUGUUCGAGAGAGAUUAUUUCGGGAAUCAAACGCUCUCCCAAAUGCUCAAAGAGGUUUCGGUAUCGAAUGGCCCGUCAAAUAAUGCCAAAAAUUCCAAUGGACAUCCUGACCUGAGCUCCUAUUUCCAUAGUCCAACUUUGAUCGAAUUGAUGGAGAGUAGUCCAGACUUCGUUCAAUUUCAGGCCUUGGAGAUGCUGUCCAAGCAAUCUCUCCAGAAAUACAGCAAAUUAGCUACCAACAACAGUCCCUUCAUCGAAGAUGAAUUUGACGAAAUAUUGUCCCCGAGGAACGAAGAAGCAACGAUCCCACCCCAAGAUCUUAAAAAAUUUGAAGAAUUUAUCGAAAGAUUGACCGAAUUGAAUUCUAGUUUGUUCCCGAUUGACACCAUUGACAGCAUGUCUAAAAGCGUCGUUAACGUUUUCAAUAAACUGUUAGCGGCCAGCGUUCAAGUAGACCUGACCCUUAAACACCUAUCCAAGUGUCUAAUCGAAAACAAGGCAUCCUACGACUCUAUCCUACCAACGCACCAAGGACUUUCCUUGUUCUACAAAAUGGAUAUUUAUAUUCCCCUCUUAUCGUCGAUGUCGAAAUUGAUGGUCGUUCAAUUCGAAUACUUGCAUAAGGGCGGGCAAAUUUUGUUGUUGCUUCCGGUCGAUAGGUGCACGAAGGGAGAUGUCAUGUUGGGAAAAGCUAGAUCGCUGCAAAAAAUUGUGGCCACGUUUAAAGAAUUUCUACUGGAUUAUAAUACGAAAAUUAUGAUUGACAUAAAGGAGCAACGCGUGCCUGACAAUAAGGAGAUAUCUGACGUGAUAGAAAACGUAUUGAAGGAACAAUGUCAUAUAGCCUACGAUUACUUAGACAAAGCGUUGGGAUGGCUGACACCUAUACUCAAACUCAAAGCAUUGGAGAUAGAGCAUCUAAAUAAUAUUUAAAAAAAUUAUAUAUAUAUUGUUUUUUAUAUCAAUCCUCGCGGAGAAAAAAAAUAUUUGUCAUUUUUAA
Molecule: messenger RNA, 2195 nt
Organism: Gordionus sp. m RMFG-2023
Lineage: Eukaryota; Metazoa; Nematomorpha; Gordioida; Chordodea; Parachordodidae
Exons: 8
Coding region: 89-2128 (679 amino acids)
Source: RefSeq, a predicted model, not a curated record